GUCAUGUGGUUUAUGCACAGUUGGAAAUGACUGUAUUUCACUGGCCAAAUCUUCAACUGGUUUCUGUCGUAAAAUUUGUUCGUCUGUCUGUAACUGAACACUUGCAACGCAAAAUUCUGCUGCCAGUUGAGAAUCAGUUCGAGGAUAAGAACUGCUCAGAUUAUUCCUCAGUGGGAUGGUUACCUGGUGCUGAAUCCCUGUGCCAGUCCACAACCAUUUCAUCAAGCAGUCAGAGCAAUCCUGCGAGAAGACACAGUAUAGCUUCUGACGGUGGGGACACUGGGAUUGGUACCUCCUGUUCGGAUAGUGUGGAAGAUCAUUCAACUUCGAGUGGUACAUCCUCAUUUAAGCCCAGCCGAUCACUGGUCUGUAUUCCCACUGCCCAUGUGAUGCCGUCUAAUGCCAGCUCUUCACUUUCCAAACACAGAGAAGCUUUCAAGUCUGAUGGCUCAGAAUGGAGUACCAGCUUUGUGCCGUCAGCAGGAGGCAGAAAUCAGGGUGCCCUGGACAAUUCUCUUGACAUGAAAGAUGCAAGACCUGUAAGGAAAUGGUCCUCCUUGUCUAAGCUGAGCUCACCAACUGCCUUCAGCCAGGAUGGGAGUAGUCAUUCAGUGGACUCCAGGGCUGGUACAGACAAAGCUGCGUCACUGCAAUUAAGGACAAAUGAGCCAAGUUGUUUGCAUGAUAGGAUGGAGUUGCUAAAAAUUGAGGACAGAGAAAUGGGGAGAAAACUAUCUUCUCUGUUGGACUGCAAAUACAAAUUUGAAACAUGCAGCAAAGAUGAUUUUGUUGCAGACUCCUCAAGUAGGAGACAUGCCUUAGACCUGACCUACAGUGCCUUACCUGAAAGCGAACCUGCGGCAGCCAGCUGCGAAGAUUUUGGCCAGAGAUACGCAACUCUGGGACAGCAGGCUGUGAGCGGAGCUCCCAUACAGCCGGCAGUGAGGACUCAGAUGUGGCUUAAAGAGCAGUUACGUGCGAAUCCUGUGGACUGCAGGGCUGCCGAGAAGCCCUACGGCCCAGCUGCCUGGCAUUCCCAGCAGCUGGAGGAUUUUAGGACUGGAGGUGAACAGCCAGCGCAGGUAGAGAGCAGAGGCCAAGGGGGCCCCUUGGAGCCAGAGCGAUGGAAACUGGCAGGAAAAGCCAGGAGCCAGACCAGGAAACUGGUGAGGGCACUACCAGACAGGCUCUUGGCAGCGACUCGUGGCAUUAAGGAGCACACGAGGGUUUUGAGGCACAGCUUCAUGAUUGAAACAGAUGAAGCCCUGUAUGUGUUAGGCUAUUGA
Molecule: messenger RNA, 1286 nt
Organism: Eurypyga helias (sunbittern)
Lineage: Eukaryota; Metazoa; Chordata; Aves; Eurypygiformes; Eurypygidae
Product: centrosomal protein of 85 kDa-like
Exons: 5
Cellular component (GO): centrosome
Source: RefSeq, a predicted model, not a curated record